GUUAGAAUACUGUUAUUUUUAAAAUCUAUUUUUGAAUGAUAUUUACUAAAAUAAUUAUCAAAAAAAUGAAUUGCCAUUAUUUUAUUAUGUAUGAGAUUCAAAUUCAUAAACUAUCAUUUUUAAAUUCAAAAAGUGGGUAUCUGUGAAUGUCGAGUAGUGGGACAAGACUUAUAAAAGCGCUGCGUCGCUACUACAACAGUUUAGUUGCUGCCUGACCACGAUAGUGGUCGGACCUCCUACUGAUAGCUGUGUGUAAUUAAGAUAAGUAUACUAUGUUAUUUAUUUGUUUAAAGUAUAUUAUGUACAAUGUUGAAUAAAUUAAUUUAAUAUGUAAUUCUAGAUAUAAAUAAUGAUGGUAGCUAAUUAAAAGUUUCAGUACAAUUAAACUGUCUUUAAUUACUAUAUAAAGUCAUGACCUGAAUAAAUUAAGUUAUUUAUUUUAUUAGAUAAAUAAACUAUUGGUGAUGUCAUACUAAUGCUAAAUAAAAAUAUAUUCUGACCAGGUAAUAAGUUUAUCCUAUGUAUGUGUAUGUGUGUGGUGUAUAUGUAUAUGUAUAUAUAUAUGUGUAUAUAAGUAAGUAUAUGUAUAUAUGUAUAUGUAUGUGUAUAUAAGUAAAUAUAUGUAUAUAUGUAUAUGUAUGUGUAUAUAAACAUAUAUAUUAGUACUUUUUUUAACAUCAGAAGUGGGAUGAUAAAUCCUCUCGCCCAGUAUAAUUAAUAACUCAUUUAUGUAUAGAUUAUGGAGUCGACCGUUCUACUGGAAGGUUUGGUGAAAGCCAUCCGCGAUGCAAUUACGACAAAUCAGCGGCAUGAUGACAUCGCCCUGCCUCUCUUCGAUCCUGAGAAAAACGACAACGGUGCUGAAGGGUGGUGCAGAAGCAUCGAGAAACUUGGCGCUGAAUUCAAGUGGAGCAGUAUCCAGCAGGCUGCCAAGGCUGGUAAGGCCCUACGGGGCUCUGCAUUAUCUUGGUUCGAAGCAUGGGAACCGGAGACUGAAAGGUCCUGGGAGGCUUUACGUAAGGAUCUGGUGGAUUUGUAUCCGGAAAAGAAAAAUUUAUCUGAAAAACUAUCGAAAGCCGUACUGUACACAUCAGAUUCCGCCGAAACUUACUGUGAAUACGCUAGGGAAAAGGUCAGGUUGCUACGUUGCACCAAGGUGGCCUUUACGGAACCACAAUUAAUUGAGCUUGUUUGUGGUGGAAUAAGUGAAGUAAACGUGAGAAUGGCUAGUUUAAAUAGUUCAGUCGGUACAGUACCCGAUUUGAUAGCCUUAUUCUCCACGUAUGAAAAAGCCCCUAAGAAAAGAUCGUUAGAAGAAGCCACAAAACCCGGACAAUCUAUUUCUAGUAAUGCUAAGCGUUUUAAGUCAAAUAAUGAAGUAGGACUCAGGGAUGAAAAAAAGUGUUUUACAUGUGGAAAAGGGGGACACCUUAUGGCUCAGUGCUCAAAAAAUAUUGGUCAGUCCAGUAACAAGGAAUCAAACCAAAGGAAUUUACAAACAAUCAAAAUAGUUUGUUCCUUCUGUAAAAAAGAGGGUCACACUUUUGAAAAAUGUUUUCAUCGUGUAGCCUGUACUGUGUGUAACAAAAUGGGUCAUUCACCUGACAGGUGCUUUCACCGUUUCCAAAAACGCGAGGAAAACAAAGACGUUAGCAUUACAGACACUAAAUGA
Messenger RNA from Spodoptera frugiperda (fall armyworm), 1672 nucleotides. RefSeq lists its product as uncharacterized. The record is from RefSeq and is a predicted model, not a curated record. Gene Ontology annotation, molecular function: nucleic acid binding; zinc ion binding. NCBI's taxonomy places the organism in Eukaryota, Metazoa, Arthropoda, Insecta, Lepidoptera, Noctuidae. The coding region runs from base 740 to 1672 and encodes 310 amino acids. The transcript has a single exon.